AUGAGCUGUUCUCGCCGCAAGAAUGCCACUCGAGAGAGUACCGCAACUUUGAAGUCUUGGCUGCAGGAGCACAUUCAGAAUCCCUACCCGACGAAAGGUGAAAAAAUUAUGUUGGCUAUCAUCACUAAAAUGACGCUAACGCAGGUUUCAACUUGGUUUGCCAACGCUCGUCGACGCUUAAAGAAGGAGAAUAAAAUGACCUGGACCCCACGGCAUAGAGCGGAGGAGACUGGGGACGACUAUGCUGCCGCAGGCGAGGAAGCCACCUCUUCGGAUGGAGGCGGUAGGCAAAUGGGCAGAAAAGAAACCAACCAUGAAGGAGGUGAGGAUGAUGACGAAGAUGAGGAUGAGGAGGAGGAGGAGGAGGAGGAGGAGGAGGAAGAGGAGGAGGAUGAAGAAGAAGAGGAGGAGGAGGAAGAGAGAGCGGAUGAAGAAGAAGAGGAUUAC
Molecule: messenger RNA, 447 nt
Organism: Protopolystoma xenopodis
Lineage: Eukaryota; Metazoa; Platyhelminthes; Monogenea; Polystomatidea; Polystomatidae
Source: the annotation of a GenBank genome assembly